Messenger RNA from Rhineura floridana, 8948 nucleotides. RefSeq lists its product as uncharacterized. The transcript has 23 exons. The record is from RefSeq and is a predicted model, not a curated record. NCBI's taxonomy places the organism in Eukaryota, Metazoa, Chordata, Lepidosauria, Squamata, Rhineuridae. The coding region runs from base 574 to 4833 and encodes 1419 amino acids. Gene Ontology annotation, cellular component: canonical inflammasome complex. Gene Ontology annotation, biological process: inflammatory response; innate immune response; regulation of apoptotic process.
UUUGGCAAGCGUGCCCACCCUCCUCCUUUCCAUUCCUGCUGUUAAUCGUGGCACACACGCCCGUCAUAUCACUUCUGGAUGGACCGCUGCGGCCCUCCUGAAAUGCGUAGGAGCCGGAGAUAAGGGGAAGCUGUUGAAGCCGCUGGCCCACCUCCCCACAUUCACUGUCCUGACAAUCUGCCCAUCUGUUUCCUCAGACCUAGAUUUUGUCUACAGGCACCGGACGAUUGCCGGGAGCUUUCGGGGAAAUGGAAAGUGUCGUCCCAAGAAGUUCCCCGCCCGAGGAAUGAGGAAGUGAGGGGAGGGAAGCGUGGCCGGGAAUCGGGGACUCCGCCUCAGCCGCUCUCUGGCGUGUCCCGGGUUGGCGCUGGAAGGGGCGCGAUGACAAAGGAGACCUCCGUCCGCGCCCUGUGAGAAAGUCUCCGGAAACCGAGGGCUAGCCAAGCCGAGGAGACGUCCCCCGUCGAGGGGCAGCUGCGGGAAGCGGGGGUCUCCCGCGCCUUCGAACCUCGGCCGCGCAGGAGCUGUUUGGAGGGCUGCACCAGCCGCCGCCGCCUCUUGGGCAGCCCACAAAUGUGGCCAGAGUCGGUUCUGAAGGCCUUCAAGGAGAAACUCUGCGCGCUCCCCGUCCCGGAGGGCUGCGCCCGCAUCCCGGAGGCGUCGCUGCAGCGAGCCGAUGUCUGGGACCUGGGCGAGCUGCUCUUCAGCUGCUACGGCCAGGAUUACGGCCAGGAGGUGCUGGAGCAGCUGAUGAAGGCGGUGGAUCACGAGGUCCUGCCCGACGCGCCUCUCCUUCGGGCCAGGGAAGAUCUACAUCCAGUCCGGUUUGAUCAUUUGGGAGUGCGGUUUGGACUUGCAGACAGGGAUCAAAAUUCAAUCCAGAUUCCUGGCUGCUCAGAGAUGCAGUCAGAUUCCCCCCUAUUUGCAGAGGAAGGAAGAAGCGGAAAGAUGGAGGAACCUGCAGAUUCUGGGGGAAGUUUCAUGUGUUCAUUGUGUCCUGUUGAGAAUCUUCCAGAAAAAAUAAGACCGGAGGUCAUUUCGGACUCAAAAGCAAGCCAUGAAACCUACAGAUUAUGCUUCACCGAGGCUGGCUCCUUCCUUUGUUCUUAUACUGAUCUCAUAUUUGAAGUGAGCGGAGCUGUGACCAUAACAUACCACUUUGAUUCAUGGCCAAACGACUUGAGUGUAUGGGGUCCAUGGAAGUUGCUUGUUGCUGGCCCUUUGCUCAACAUCCAAGCAGAUCCGGUAGAAGCUGUGGCAGUGGUUCACUUCCCUCACUGCCUGUGCCUUGCAGGUGAAGAUAGUUCUGAAGUGCACAUUGCACAUUUUGUUAAAGAGGGGAUGACUCUGGAGAAGCCCGACAGAGUGGGGCCAUUUCAUGCUGUGUGGAAAAACCCCAGCUUCUCUUCCUGUGGAGUCAUUUACAAAAAGUCAUGGUUUAAACGAAACAUAAAGGUCCACGCUGUGGCACUGCUUUAUCAGGAGCUGGAAGUCUCGGUCCCAAAAUUCCACCUGUACCUCCUGCCCAACGUCUCUUCAGUAAGAAAGGCUGUCCAUAAAUAUGAAGUAACAUGCCCUUCACGUAGACUGCCAAAGCCCUCUUGGACCAACAGGCCUCUAAAGAUUGGUUCCCGCUUCUUUGUGCAGGAGUUAGAUGAUGUCACAGUGUAUCCCGAGGAGCUGGAGUUCAUACAUGCGGAUGCAGACAAGGAGCAACCGUACCUUGAACUGUAUGCUGAGCACAUACGAGAUACGUUCGAGUUCAAUGUGAUGCAGAAGGACAAGAGUAAACCAGUCUGGGUGGCCCAUGUGAGACAAGAAGAAUUGAGGUCUCCUGCUUUACUGCGAAUAAAAGAGACAUCUCCUUCUGUCUUGUUGGACCUCCAUUUCAUUGAUUGUCACCGAGAACAGCUGAUCAAGAGAACCGCCAAUGUUGAAGGGGUCCUAGAUAUGUUGCUUGGCCCCAACCUGGAUGAGGAGCAGUACCAAAAAAUCUCCUCAAGGGGAAGCAACCCAGAAAAAAUGAGGGAGCUCUACAUGCUGGUGCCAAGCUGGAACAACACUUGCAAGGACCAGCUGUACAAUGCACUGAAGGCCAAAAAUCCUCACCUCAUUGAUGACCUUGAAGGGAGACUUACUCCCAAAAAAGCAAGGGGUCUAAGACCCCCUGAGACACUGGGCGACUACACCCCUGGCAAGGGCUACCCUCAGACGGAAGAAAACCUCUCCGAGGAUUCCCCGCCUGAGAGCGGAGGAAGUAGCGAGGAGAAGGAAGCGUGGCCGAGCGUGGCAGGAGCUCCGCUCGCAGUCGCUGGGAGGCGGCAGCGGAACCGGACCCUCCCCGCCGCCAGCCGCUCGGCUCGCUCACUCGCCUUUUGCUGGGCGUCGGUCGGCGAGACUUUUCCUGGGUGGGGAAGGGGCGCGAUGGCGAAGGCACCGCCCGGCGAAGGCUCUUUCCGCGUGUUGGGCCCGUCCCUGCCGCACAGUCGUCUUUGGCCCUACAACGCCCACCAGAGCCUCCUGGCUUACACGCUGGCGCGCCUGAAGGACGACGAGCUGCGGGCGUUCAAGGGCCGGCUCCUCGCGGAGAAGGGCGCCUCCCGGAUCCCCGAGGCGCUGCUGGAGGAAGUGGACGCUUGGGCCCUCGGCCACCUGCUGGUCAGUUACUACGGCGAGGGUCGCGCCGUGGAGGUGACGGCCGAGGGGCUGAAAGCCGUCGGCUGCAAGCUCCAGGCGGAGGCGCUCCUCCGCCGCGCCAGGCAAGUGACAGCACAGAGGAGAAGGACGGCAAGCACUGCAGAUUCUGGGGACGGUGUCGUGUGUUUGUGGUGUCCCAGUGAGGAUCUUCCAGAAAAAAUCAGACCAGAUGUGGUUUGGGACUCUCAAAGCCAUGAAAUCUACAGAUUAUGCUCCCUUAAGGCUGGUUCCUUCCAUUGCUGUUACACUGAUCUCAUAUUUGAGGUGAUAGCAGAUGUAACCAUAACAUACCACUUUGAUUCAUGGUCUAAGCACCGGCAUGGAUGGGAUGCAUGGAAGUUGUUUGUCGCUGGCCCUUUGCUCAACAUCCAAGCGGAUCCCGUCGAGGCUGUGGCAGCCGUUCACUUCCCUCACUUCCUGUGUCUUGCAGGUGAAGACAGAUCCCGAGUCCACCUUGCACAUUUUGUGGAAGAGGGGGUGAGUCUGGAUGUGCCAGACAGAGUGGGGCCAUUUCAUGCUGUGUUGAGAAACCCCAAGUUCUCUCUCCGUGGAGUGGUUUUCAAAAAGUCAUGGUUCAAGCGAAAGAUAAAAGUCCACUCAGUGGCACUGCUGUAUCAAGUGCUUCAAAUCCCAACCCAAAAAUUCCACCUGUACCUCCUCCCCAAUGACUCUUCUCUAAGAAAGAUUGUCCAUGAGAAGGAAGUGAAGUGCCCUUCGUGGAAGGUGGAAAAACCCUCUGCAAUCCCAAAGCCUCUGAUGAUCGGCUCUCGCUUUUUUUUGCGGAAGUUAGAUGAUGUCACAGUCUGCCCCAAGGAGCUGGAGCUUCAAUACCUGGAUGCAGACAUGGAGCAGCAGUACCUUGAACUUUAUGCUGAGCAGGUACAUGACAAGUUCAACCUCAACCUGGUCGAAAAGAGCAAGGAUGAACUUGUCUGGGAGGCCUAUGUGAGACGAGAAGAACUGCAAUCUUCUGCACAAGGUGCUAGCGGCUGCAUAGAAACUAGUGCCCUGUCCAUCAGUACUGCCUCAGGAACAUGCGAAGCAUAUUUGUCUCAUCAAAUGUCAGUCUCAUCCGAGCUACAUUUCAUUGACCGUCACCGUGAACAGCUGAUCCAGAGGACUACCAAUGUUGAAGGGCUCCUGGAUAUGCUGCUGGACAUCAUCCUGAAUAAUGAGCAGUACCAAAAAAUCUCCUCGAAGGAAACCAACCCCGAAAAAAUGAGGGAGCUCUACAUGCUGGUGCCAAGCUGGGACAAUGCUUGCAAGGAUCUGCUUUACAAAGUGCUGAAAACCAGACUUCCGUACCUCAUUGCUGACCUUGAAGGACAGACUUCAUAUAGUGUGUGCGCAGCUGGAAGUCCCCGAAAGAGGCACGGCGCACAGAAGCGCCUCCUGCUGGCCCAGCGCCACGAGGAAGGAAGCGGGAAGAGAAAAGCUGGGCCAGGAGCGUUUUCGCUCUUCGGACUCAGGCCACGCCUCCCUCCUGCCCGCAGCACCAACCACAGUCGCUGCAGGCUUGCAGUCCCGUCCUGCUCCCUCACCAGCUCCGACUCCAGCUGCAGCUCGGCGGUGAGCGCGAUGCCGAAGACGAUCCGCGACCGCCUGCUGGACACGCUGGAGAACUUGGACGAGGGCGAGCUGCGGAAGUUCAAGGCCAAACUGAACGAGAUCCCCGUCAAGAAAGGCUACGACAACAUCCCUCGGGGGCGGCUGCAGAAGGCGGACGCCUUGGACCUCAUCGACCUGCUGAUCGCCUUUUACACCGAGGAUUACGCGGUGCGGCUGACGGCCGAGGUCCUGGAAGCCAUCAACUGCAAGGACCAGGCGGCGAAGCUCCUCGAAGCCACCGGGAACGGGCUGCAGUUUCCCAGUUGUCCUGGCAUGCACUUCAUCGAGCAGCACAGGGAGGAUCUGAUCCAGCGUACCACCCUGGUGGAGUCGGUGCUGGAUAGAUUGUACGGUCCUGUCCUAAAUGGAGAGCAAUACCAGAAAGUCUGCGCCAAGGACACAAACCCAGAGAAAAUGCGAGAGCUCUACAAGCUUGUGCCAAGCUGGAAUCGCUUUUGCAAGGAUAAGCUGUAUGAAGCGCUGAAGGCCAAAAACCCACACCUCGUUGAUGACCUUGAAGGGAGAUGAAGCCACAAGGAAGGCAGAGAGCAAUACCUUUCCAAGGCACAGGAAACCCUGCACCCUAUUUCCACAGGACUCCUACAGACAAAGCAAUAUGAUGACUUCUCCAAAGCACUCACUUUGCUCCAAGAAGAAAAUGAUGGAAAGACAAGAGGGACUGGCAACCACAGAAGUGCUCUUGUUCAGGUCUCCAGGGCAGUAGUGUAGCGGCAAAUUCAGAAGUGCAGAAGAUCAUCCCAUCCCCCUUUCUCUCAUCCUCCUUGCUCUCCCUGUCAUCUUGCAAGUCCACACUCGGCUACAGCAGACAUCCCUAGGAACCAAUCAGCAUGAAAAGGGAGGCUGUUAGCUGCUGAGAAGAGUCUUCUCAGUGCAUCACUUGCCUCCUUCCACUUUGAUUGGCUCUAAUCAACACGAAAGGACAAGGACUCUUCUCAGUGGCUAACAUGCUCCCUUUUCAUGCUGAUUGGCUCAUACAUAGGGAUCUGGCUGGGACCCUGCUCCAAAAAAAGUAAUAGGUCUAUGACACACACACCCCACGACUCUGGACAACUGCACCUCUGCUUCAGAGUAGCCUGGAAAAGAAAUCUUGUACUGUUGUUGCAGGUGGGGAAGGGAGACAACUUUCAACAUACAUCCCAAGACUGCAAUGGGGAACCUCCAGCCCACAGGUCUCAUUGGGCCCAGCAGGCCUCCCCAUUUAGCCUACCAGGCUAUUUGGGCUAAGCCACACCCAUCCAUCCGACACCUGUUGGGGCAGGUAAGGAAGCAUCUGGACCAAAGGGGAUUUGCAGAUCCUGCCAGUCAGCAGCACUUGUAAAGUCCUGUGCAAAGUGAUUUGCAAGCACUGACGAUCAGCUGGUCAUUGAGGAUUCUUUGCACAGCACUAUACCAAAGCAGACCACCUGAUGUCAUUAUGACCACAGGUGAUUGACAUGGGGGUUAAUUGAACCACAGACUAAAUUGAUAGAACCAUUCAGUCUGCCCAACUUUUACUUCCUUUUAGAACCCCUCUCUUCUCCCUUUUCCCUCCCUUUUUGUCCACGGGGAAGCUCAGAGAUCCUUGUCUGGCCUUUGGGGAUUUUUUAAGUCUGUCUUUGAAUCCCCAAAAGUUACAUUUUUCUAUGUACCUAAGGAGUCCACUUAAUAUCCAGAAACCUCCUUAUUUACAGGGGGGGCUUAUCACCUCCAAACUAAUAGACAUCCAGCCAUCUGGUAUAGGAAUGAAAGUGACAUUAUCCUUUUUCUACGCAGGCAGGCAAAGAGGCAGCCAUUGCGGGAACAAUCCAGCAGGGAAUAGAACACUUGAGUCAUUUGGGUGUGAGAUGAAGCAAGAGCAACAAUCCACUCUAUGUCCAGCAUCCUCUAGGACAGGGGUUGCCAACAUGGUGCCCUCUGGAUGUUGGGGGCCUACAACCCAUACCCCUGACUUAAACAAGAAGCAGAUUUCUGUUUGGCUUUCCAUACAUGGGCAACAAUACUAAACAAAAUCUCUCACCAGCACACUUAUCUGGAAAAGAUAACCCAUUGGACAAAGUGGAGCUUGCUUCUGAGCUGCUAUGUGUAGGGUUGUAAUGUGCUCAGAACUAAGAUCUUAGUUACUGGGUAAAACCAUUUCUCCAUGAGAUGGGGAGUGGUUGCUGCCCAUACUGUUAGGUAUCAUCCUUUUGUAAUUUAAGAAAUUACAAGCAGGGCUCAGCUUGUUGGAGGAAAUUAAACUGGAACGGAAGAUGUGGGCUCAUUUACUGACCCUGGUGCAAUCAAUGAUGACAUCUCCUGGAUCUUAGCUCCUGCAAUGAGUUUAGUCGCUGGGCCGAAUAGGUAGCCCCAAGUAAGUUACAUGACUCAUUGGGUUGGAUCCAGAGACAGUCAAACUUAAGUCCCACUGAAAUCAGAGCAAAAAGUUAAUAAUGACUAGCUCCAGUUUUGAAGGGGCUUUUAGCAAAGCGUCCUCUGUGAUCAUAUUACACUACCCAGCCAUAAGCUUAUCUGGCUAGGAGCUGCCACUUAAAAUUUCCCACAAUGCCCUAUCCAGCCAUGAGCUUCUCUGGAGUGAUCCUACACUGGGCAUUCCAGGGCAUUGUGUGAAAGUUCACAUGAUGGCUGAUAGCUGCCCACCAUCUGGCAUGGGAGGCCUAGAGCAGAGAUCAGUGCUGGUGAGCCCUGCUGAGGUACUGGAGCUCUGUCAGCUGCCUGGGGAUGGCUGGAACUGGUGUUAGGCCUCUACAACGAAAGUCUCAUUGAUUUCAGUGGGGCCUAAGCAUGACUGAUCUUUGGAUCCAGCCAACUGUGUCACUUACAAUGCUUCAUCUUAAUCAUCAGAUAUGUCCGUGUGAUUCUAUUACAGGAGAAAAACACAUACUUGAAUUCAAUGUUUGGUAGGGAUCUGCAGCAAAAUGUUCUCCAGGAUACCAUAAGACACCUGGGUAGCCAACCUGCUACUCUCCAGAUGUUGUCAUGCACCAGCUCUCAUCAGCCCCAGCCAGCAUGGUCAAUGGUCAGGGUGAGUGGGAGUUGUGGUCCAGCAACUGGCUCUGCAUUGGCUACCCCUUGCUAGAAGCUGUUAGGAGCACAAGCAGAACAUUCCAUUCCCCCUCCCUCCAGUCUUCCAUAUUUCUUUUCUGAUUGACAGUUCACAUUCAGUGGCUACUAAGCAUUCUUCAUCUUCAUUGGGCUAUUGGAGGGUGCCCCUUUCGGUAUUGUUUUACACCCUUAGGUAAAUACAUAUUCUUCUGCAGACAUCAAGGUUCCCCUGAACACACUGAUGGAAAUGAAAUGGACUGCCUUCAAGUCAAUCCCAACUUAUGGCGACCCUAUGAAUAGAGUUUUCAUGGUAAACAGGAUUCAGAGGUGGUUUACCAUUGCCUUCCUCUGAGGCUGAGAGGCAGUGACUGGCCCAAGGUCACCCAGUGAGCUUCAUGGCUGUGUGGGGAUUCGAACCCUGGUCUCCCAGAUCCUAGUGCUCUAACCACUAUGCCACACUGGCUCUCAAACACACUGAUAGCCUCCCUCUUAUUUGUCAGUGACAUUGUCUUGGCUCCAUUUCUAUUGGCUCUUGCCAUGUGAGUUCAGUAUUAGAGGGAUAGUGUUGAUUCACUUUUAAGAGGUUUUGUGUAACUUUAAAGUAUAUAGAUUUUCUUUUAAACCAUGUUAUUUAAAAAUGCCUAAUAUAAUUGGUAUUUAAAAUAAUUGUUCUCUUUGAAGUGUUAAAAUCCUAUUUUAAUUUAAACACACACACAAUUUAUUUUUAAAUCAUCACAUUUCUUCACCUUGCUCAUUGUUGCAGAGAAAUAUGAGGAAAUGUACAUGGUCACCUGAUACUCAGUCAAAAGUAGUAUUCUCCUCUCACUUAGUAAAAAGUUAAUUAAUCCAAUGGGAGGGGGGAGACAAGAAAGAAAACUGUGCAAACAAGCAGUGAAGAGCACUUCUAAGUCCUUGUUCUGAGCUGUGAAGAUGAGAGGGCAGGACUUUGCUUUGCAAUUUUCCCAUGUUUACCAAGACGAUUUUGCCAAGGCAGCUAUGAUUUUGACAGGAUCAGUCCAGACCAUUUCAGUGCCUUUUGCUGAAAAUCCAAAUGGAGUAAAGCAUAUAGUGCUAAAUUAAAUAACUGAUCAUUUACUGUUCUUUAACAUAAAUCAGGUAGACUAAUUAACACUGUCCAAUUUGAGCAUUCAUAACUUGAGCCCUCUCUGCUGCCUAGAGAUCUCCAGUCUUGCGGUUAACCCCUACUUUGAGUAUCAUUCAGUGGUCACACUUGACAAAGCACUGAGAAGACCUGUCAGAAACACAAGGAAGGUGCACUAAGGGUGAUAUCAGUUUUUUUCUUCAUGAUAGCUGAUGACCACAGGCUGUCUGAUAGCACAACAUUCAAUACAAGACACUCUGGCACAAGGGACCACGCCUCUGCUUGUUGUAGGAUAUCAACAUUUAGCUUCCAAUUUUAUCAGACUAUUCUUGGAUUUGCCCAUACGCUGUGUAUUUUUUAUGAAAUUGGGAACAAAAUUAUCCUUCAGCAACUCAGUACUUCGUUACAUAUAAAAAAGAUGUGGAGAAAGCAUGUCUGUGGAGUAGCGUUAUAUGUACCUUAUGGAUGGUUACUCGUAAAUACAGGUUUUCCAAUUCUA